Messenger RNA from Rhagoletis zephyria (snowberry fruit fly), 2245 nucleotides. Lineage: Eukaryota; Metazoa; Arthropoda; Insecta; Diptera; Tephritidae. The record is from RefSeq and is a predicted model, not a curated record.
AUGGGCAGCGGCUUCCCCGUGCUGGUGAUCCUCAUGGGCAAAGUCACCGACACCUUCAUCGAGUACCAGACGAUCCAUUACAUGGCCAUUUCUCCUAUUCCUUCUUAUGAGGUCCGAAACGCCUUCUACACAUCCAGUAUUAAGCCGCUGUUGGGGAAGGGCAAUGACAGCGCAGUCAUGGAGCAGAUGACUGACUUUUACAAGCCCUACAGCGAUGCUAUCAAUAAAACGGAAAUCCUUCCUGAGAACAUGCGCCACCGACUGGGCUACUCAGUGCCUCAUUUCGUUCAAAUCUUCGCUGACGGCGUUUUUCAAAACGGGUCGCUCUACGUGGAGAACUUCAAGACCGACUCUGGCAUGUGGUGCCUUUACAUGGCACUAACGACGCUGGGCUUUGUUAUCUGCAACUACUUUACUGUCACUACCUUUGCCCAGGCGGCGAAGAACCAGGUGUAUCAGAUCAAGCUGCUCUUCUUCCGCUCGGUCAUUCACCAGGACAUUGCCUACUUUGACACGAAGACCAGUGGCGACUUUGCCAGCAAAAUCACCGGCGAUCUGGACAUCAUUCAGGAGGGCAUCGGCGACAAGGUCGGCCUCACCAUUCUCUCCUUUGCCUCGGUGCUCUACUCCAUUGGCGUCGCCUUCUUCUACGGCUGGGAGCUGACGCUCGUCUGCGCCUCGGUCAUGCCCGUCAUGGGAAUCGCCUUUAUGAUCAUUGGAAAGAUCCAAGCCAAGUAUUCGAUCCAAGCCAAGUAUUCGGUGAGCGAGUCCUCCGCCUACAGCAAGGCGGGCGCCAUUGCCGAGGAGGUGAUCAAGCUGGUGCGCACCGUGUACGCCUUUGGCGGGCAGGAGAAGGAGUUGAAGCGGUACUACGAGAACAUCGAGCCGAUCCAAGCCAAGUAUUCGGUGAGCGAGUCCUCCGCCUACAGCAAGGCGGGCGCCAUUGCCGAGGAGGUGAUCAAGCUGGUGCGCACCGUGUACGCCUUUGGCGGGCAGGAGAAGGAGUUGAAGCGGUACUACGAGAACAUCGAGCCGGCUCGCAAGUCAGGCAUCAAGCGGUCGAUGUUCACCGCCGCCAGCAUGGGCAUCAUGUGGUUCAGCAUCUACGCCAGCUAUGGACUCUCCUUCUGGUACGGCGUCAAACUAAUCAUCCGCUCCAAUGAGAACUUCGAUGCGGCCCGCUACCAGGCGUCCACCAUGUUGAUCAUCUUUUUCAACGUCCUCAUGGGCACGUUCAGCGUCGGACAGACGUCGCCCUACUUUGAGGCGAUUGCCCGCGCCCGGGGAGCUGCCGCUCUCAUCUUCAAGAUCAUCAAUCAGAAGCCGGUGAUUGACUCGCUGUCGUCGGAGGGAGAGAAGAUCACCGACAUCAAGGGGUCCGUAGUUUUUAAUGACGUCCACUUUAAAUAUCCCUCUCGGCCGGACAUUCCCAUUCUGAAGGGGCUGCACUUGGAGGCUCAACCCGGUCAGACCAUCGCCCUCGUCGGUUCGAGUGGUUGUGGCAAAUCGACCGUUGUCCAGUUGAUUCAGCGUUUCUACGACCCCGAGUCGGGCGAGGUGCUCGUCGACGGGCGGAAUGUGAAGGAGCUGAACGUUGGCUCGCUUCGUGACCUGAUCGGCGUCGUCGGCCAGGAGCCAGUUCUCUUUGGCUACUCCAUCAUGGAGAACAUCAAACUGGGCAAUCCACAGGCGAGCGAUGAGGCGGCGAUACAGGCGGCAAAGGACGCCAAUGCCUACGAUUUUAUUCAGAAACUGCCAAAGAAGUUUGAGACGCUUGUCGGUGAGGGCGGCUCGCAGAUGAGCGGCGGACAGAAACAGCGAAUUGCCAUUGCCCGAGCUCUGGUCCGCAAGCCAAAGAUCCUCUUGCUAGACGAGUCAACUUCUGCGCUGGACUCCGAGUCAGAGUCGAUUGUCCAGGCGGCUCUGGACCGAGCCUCCGUCGGUCGGACCACCUUCGUCGUCGCCCACCGACUCUCAACGAUAAAAAAUGCCGACAAGAUAGUGGUGAUUGAUGCAGGUCGCGUCAAGGAGAUGGGCACGCACAAUGAGCUAGUUGAAGCGAAGGGCGUCUACUACAACAUGGCACGACUGCAGCAGCAGGACAAGGCCACCGACGAGGGUGGCGAACACCACCACCAUCAACAACAGCGCGAGCUAGUGAAGCGAGCAGAGUCGAGGAAGUCCAUUAACUCGGUCUCCAAGCUGGAGAUUGUCCGCAUCGACGGAAAAAUUGAGGAGAAGGAGG